UCCGCACCGGUGUCGGGCGUAUCCAUCACGGAUUCGGAGCGAGCUCGAGUGAUGGCCCCAGUGUCCUCCAAUGCCCGCUGCCGGAGUCGAGACGAGAAUCGGUGUUGUAUUUGUCUGUGGAGGGGAUGCGCUGAUCCACUUUGGAUGUAUUUAAAAGUCACUCUUCGACUUGUUGAAAUCUUGGCAGGUCUCGCCAUCCAUUCUUCUCCGCAAGGCGAUCGCACUCGAAUAUGCCACAGUUCAGCAAACAUCUGACUCCCUACUUGCUUUUCUGUGCGAUAGUAUUCUCUCAGGGAGCUAUUUUGUUUGGGCUCGACACUGGUUCUUUCGGGUCUCUACAGGCUCUGCCUUCAUUCUUGGCACGAUUUGGAGUUCCUGCUGCUAAAGGCAAACAUGUUCUGCCUGCUACCAGGAAAUCAUUGAUGAACAGUCUGCCAUGGAUCGGUAAGAUCUCUGGCUGCUUCCUCUCCGAGCCUAUCAUAGAACGCCUGGGAUUCAAGCGCACCAUGUACACGGUGGCCACGAUUCAAUGUGUAGCCUUGAUCAUCGAAAUGUCUGCACAUGUGUGGUCACAAUUCACUAUCGGCCGAAUCCUGGCUUACUUGGCGGUUGGUAUCGUUGAGAACGCCACACCAUCCUACAACUCUGAGAUCGCUCCAGCGGAGAUGCGAGGUAUCAUCGGUGGAUCCAUCAUCGUCUUUUCGUCCCUCGGUAACCUGUGGGGAGCUGGCAUGUCGCGUGCCUAUGCAACUGGUCUUGAGGAUAAGAAUUGGAUGAUCCCUACAGCGAUGCAAUUCAUUCCGGCAGUUUUGCUCGCCAGCUUGGUCCCCUUCACGGUCGAAUCCCCCCGAUGGCUCAUAUCUAAAGGCCGCCGAGAAGAAGCACAGAGGAAUCUAGACAAAUUGAGACGACCUGGGGAAGUUCAGGAUGGUUCGACCGCUGCGGAGCUCGACAUCAUUGAGAAUCUCGUGCAAGAGAGCAGAACGAACAAAGAAGGAUCCUGGUUGGAUUUAUUCCGUGGCAAUUACCUGCGAAGGACAUGGAUCGCCGCAUCACUGUUCAUCUUUGAGCAGACAAAUGGCAAUCAGUUCACUCAAAGUUACAGCGCCACAUUCUAUGUCCAAGAAGGAUUAGGCUCCAUGUCAUUCACGUACUCAACAUUGGGUCAAGUCGUUGGUCUCAUCGGAGCCGCCGGAGGCAUCUUCAUCAUGGACCUGUUAGGCCGGCGCACGGCAUUUAUCGGAGGAAGCGCUGUCACUGCCAUGUUCCUCUUGCUCGCCGCUGGCUUGGGUCUAAAGGAGCACAAAAGCCAGUCUACAGCCAACUUCAUCAUUGCCUCCUUCAUCAUCGUCCCAGCCACAACCCGAAUCUCUGCUAGUAAUUGUGCAUUCUUGACAGGUGCCGAAAUCGGAGGAUUGAAGAUGAGAAAGAAAAUCAUGGCAUUCGGCACUGCUUGCGAUGUCUUAGCGGCGUUUUUGGUCACAUUUGUUACUCCCUACAUCCUUCCAGCGCUUGGCGUAAAUAUUGGAUGGAUAUUUGGCGGAGUCGCCAUUCUCUGUGUCCCUUGGGGCUAUCUGUUCUUCCCAGAACUCAAGGGCCGUUCGCUGGAAGAAGUCGACGAGCUCUUCGAGGCUAAUUUGCGUGCAUGGCAAUUCUCCAAGUAUCAGACUACAGGAGAGGCGUCCACUCUGCGAGCGCUAGAGAAUCAAGAUCACUCGCCUGAUACAAGCAAACGACCUGAAACGGCGGAAUACCUGGAAGAUUCAGGAAGUGUCAAAGUGUAGUUUUGAGUUGGUCUGGAUUUUCCGUACAGCAUGGAGACAGGGUU
Kockovaella imperatae is the source of this 1828-nucleotide messenger RNA. Its product is annotated as general substrate transporter. Bases 231 to 1784 code for a protein of 517 amino acids. The record is from RefSeq and is a predicted model, not a curated record. Gene Ontology annotation, biological process: carbohydrate transport; transmembrane transport. The transcript is spliced from 8 exons. Gene Ontology annotation, molecular function: carbohydrate:proton symporter activity. Gene Ontology annotation, cellular component: membrane. Lineage: Eukaryota; Fungi; Basidiomycota; Tremellomycetes; Tremellales; Cuniculitremaceae.